Molecule: messenger RNA, 3258 nt
Organism: Blepharisma stoltei
Lineage: Eukaryota; Ciliophora; Heterotrichea; Heterotrichida; Blepharismidae
Source: the annotation of a GenBank genome assembly
AUGGAUUUAUGUGAUGAUUCAAACAAUGUUCAAGUAUUUUGUAGAGUCAGACCGCUAAAUGACAUGGAAAAGCACUUACCAAGCAAGCCAUUUAUCGAUAUCUCAGCUGAUUCUCGUACAAUAACUGCUCACUCUUCAAAUGCCAAUGAACCUAUUAAAUAUAAUUUCGAUUACGUUUUUAUUCCACCCACUCCUCAAUCAACUGUCUACGAAAAAGCAGCGCGUCCUAUAGUCGAGUCAGUAAUGCAAGGCUUUAAUGGGACUGUUUUCGCAUAUGGACAGACAUCCUCAGGGAAGACUUAUACAAUGACAGGGCCUAACUCAGAAGAUCCUAACUAUAUGGGGAUAAUUCCGCGUAUGGUUACGACGAUUUUUGUCCUUAUAGAGAAUGCUGAUGAAAAUAUUGAAUUUACAGUGAAAAUUUCUUAUUGUGAAAUUUACUGCGAAAAAAUCAGAGAUCUAAUGAUUUCUUCUAACUCAUCUGAUCGAGUAAGUUUUUGCUUGCAUUUUUUAAAAGGUAAUUAUAAUUUUAUUCGGAUUUUAAUAAAGAUAACGUUAAUAUUAAAAUUUAUGAGCUGAAGAUUUUAUUAUUAUAAUCAUCAAAAAUAUUUUAUCUGAAAUAUAUCAAUUUAAUAGAUUUUUCUGGUUAAUUUUGCUCUUAAAAGGAAUGGUGUAAAGAAAAUCUAAAGAUUAGAGAAGAUAGGGCAAGAGGUGUAUACAUUGAUGGACUAACAGAAGUAUGUGCAUCCACAGGAGAAGAAAUUUAUGAAAUAAUGAAGCUCGGAAACACAAAUAGAGCGACAGCGUCGACAAAAAUGAACAAUUCGUCAUCAAGGUCCCACUCAAUUUUCUCCAUCACAGUUACUCAGUCCACUAUGGAUUUUUCCACAAAAGUUGGAAAACUCCACUUGAUUGACCUUGCUGGCUCUGAAAAAGUUGGGAAAACGACUCUAGAAGGAAUCCGCUUAAUCUCUCCAUGAGCAAUGAAUGAAAAAAAAUUCGCUCUCUAUAGAGAUUUAUUUUGAAGUAUUAUAUUUCAAAUAAUUUUUUUUUGAAAUUUAAAUCUCUAUAUUCGCAAAACUGGAAAAUAUAAAUUAAUUUACUUUAUAAAAUUUGCGUUUAUGAUGCAAUCUAUUAUUUAAAUUUAAUAGAAUUAGCUAGAAAUUAAAUUAUGACAGAUAAGCUUAUAUAUCAAAAAAAUUUUAUUAUUAAAAAAACAAUUUGCUCUAUCACAAGAGGUGAGUAUUUGCCCAAAAUAAUACAUCUUCUUACUCACAAAACUGUUGAAGUUAGAAGAAGCAAAAAAAAUCAAUAAAUCCCUAGCAGCACUAGGAGCUGUAAUAACAGCUUUAUCUGAAGGGAAAAAGUCUCACAUUCCUUAUAGAGAUUCUAAGCUGACAAGAAUUCUUGAAAAUUCAUUAGGAGGAAAUUCCAAAACUUCGCUAAUAGUAACUUGCUCCCCUUCCCAUUAUAAUGAAGAAGAAACUUUGUCAACUUUAAGAUUUGGGGUAAGAGCGAAACUAAUUAAAAACAAGCCAAAAAUCAACAAAGAGUUUACAGUGAGUGAGCUGAAACUUCUUCUAGCAGAUGCAAAAGAAGAAAUAAAGCAAAAAGACAUGCUAAUUAAACUAUUUGAAGAGCAGAUGGAAACUGGAGAUUGCAACUUGGCGCUUACAGCUGACACAAGCAUUUUCGGGGAUGAAGAUCUGUUUAAGCCUGAGUAUAUGGAAGUUAUACAGGAAUUAGAGCUGACAAAGCAAAAAAUGUUAGAAGAAAUGGAAAUUAAAAGAGAUCUGCAAGAGAGGUUUGAGCAGAUUGAAACCGAAAAUGCUGAAUUAAGUGCAGAAUAUACAGUCUUAACAGAUUCCCAAUUAUUUUUAAAAUUUAAUAAAUAUUUCCAUAUAAAUAACUAUUCCCACCUUUCCAAAAAUUUCAUCAAUUAAUUAAAUUCCCAUACAAUAAUUUAGUUAAAUACGCCCAAGAAAUUUGUGAUGAAAAAAAUAUUUUAGAAAAUUUACUCCGAGAUAAAGAAGAAAUUAUCGACAAACUGACCGCCAUAAAAGAUUCCUACGAAUCUAAAUUUGAAAAUUUCCAAAACGAAAAGCUACGUCUAGAGAAAAAAAUUGUCGAAAAAGACGUAGAAAUUGAAUACCUUAAGAGAAGAGCCAGAGCUUCUGCAAUUGAUUCUGAAGAAGAUAAAAAAUUGCAGAUAAGCGAAGAAAGGGAAAAAAAUAUUUUAAGAAUCCAUGGGGAUUCUUUAACUCCCCCCCCCCCUCCGUGAGCGAACAAAACCAUUAGAAAAAUCGCCAUUUUUUGACCAAAAACCCACCCUCCGUGAGUGAACAAAAAUUUUUUUAAUAGAAAAAAUUUUAAUGGAAAAAAAUUUUGAUAUAUAAGUGAUAAUUAGUAUAAUGAAAUCUAGAGCUAAUUCUGUUUAAUUUUUAAACAAAUUGCGUUUUAAAACAUAAAUUUUGCAAAUUAAAUUAAUAUUUGCUUCCCAAUUUUUGCAAAUUAGGAUUUUUUUAAAUUUCGAAAAACAUAUUUUUUAUAAAAUUUAUAUAUAAAUUUUUUUUUAAAAAAAAAAAAUUAACCCCCCUCCGUGAGCGAAACAAAAUUUUUUUGUUCGCUCACGGAGGGGGGGGGGGAGUAAGUAAAUUAUCAAUGAUAAAAGAUGGAAUUAAUGAAGAAAUUUAUGAUGAAAAUAUAUGGAAAAAUGAGAAGCUGAAGCUUGUAAAUCAGCUUCAAAUUAGGAUAAAGUCAAUAAUUGACCUUGAAAUUGAGCUUGAAGAUGCUCGAGAAGUCAUAAAAAAGCUGGAAAAUUCUAAAGGGAGCACCUGGAGAGAAGAAAGAAAACAGAACAGCAUCUUGGAGAGGCAGCUAGAACAGCUGACUAUAAUGUAUCAUCAAUUAGCAAAGCAGCAGUCAGAAUCCUCAUUAGACAGCAGCAUAAAAGAAAAAAAAAUCCACCGGCUGACAGAAAAAUCUAAAAAGCUUGAAGAAGAGCUAAAAUCCUUAAAAUCAUCUAUAAAAGAAUACGAGUUCACUAGCAAAGCAUUAAAAGAUGAGCUCAAAAAGAAGCCUCAAAGCAGCAUUCUCAGUACAAUGGGAACUCUAGGGUUACUAUUGCCAAGUCCUAAGAUUAAAAAAUCAAUAAAAGGUGGCGGCAAUUCCAAGUUCCUGGCAGUUUUUGCUGAUCAGGCUAGAACCUCAUCAGCUGCUUUUAAUAGACUCUCAUUAAAUAAUGAAUUACAAAUUUAA